AUGUACCAUGAUUAUGUGCAAGUGAAUGCCUCAAGUGUAGAUGGAUUUGAAGAACGGGUCACGUAUCAUACUGAUACCGACCGUUUCGCACACGUUAUGUGCUGCUCAUCCAACUAUGCAUUGCUAUACUCGGCGGCAGCCAGAACGCUUACGCUCCCAGUUAGAACUACGGGGGAUUGCGCGACGGAGUUAUGGCUCCAGCUGAAGUUAAUAGGUGACUUAUUUAUUCCUGUGACCAUCUUUUGGAUGGGUGUUGAAAGAUUUAUUGCCAUUUCUUUCCCGCUUUUUUAUCGACUGAAUGUAGACAGGAAACCGUUGAAAUGUGUAUUCAUACCACUGCUUAGCAGCAUGUUCGUUGCCAUAUCCGUCACAUAUGCCUUUUUCACAGCCAUUCACUACAAUCAUCUAACCCAAUACCACUGUGGGCGCAAAGCCACCUUUGGCGAAGGAUUUUCUACUUUUCUUUAUGUAUCGAAUAUUUUCUGCAAUGUUUUGUCCACUGUGUUAAACGGAGCUGCUUAUAUCAAGGCGAAGGGGAUGACGAAAAAUGUUCCUCGUGCCCAGCGUCAAGUGGCUAUCAUUAGGUACUACUUACUGAUUUCUGUGUUAUCUACAGUAUUAGUAACGCUGCCAAAUACGAUCGCUCUCUUCCAAGUGUAUGUGAAAUCGGUCAGCGAUGCGAUCUCAAAACCAUCAGUGUGGAUGCAAACGGUGAAUUCGGGCAUUCACCUUUUUGUUUACUUGGCUUUGAAUCGAGAUUUUCGAAAACGAGCCAUUUAUCUUGCGCAUUGCGGAACUAAAGAGAAAGAAUUUUCUAAUCACUAUCCAGAUUCAGUGGUUGCUGAUGGCGCAGAUAAAACUUUGAUCAAAGAGGGAAAGCAGCCGCAGGAGCUUAUACAUCAUUAG
Messenger RNA from Cylicocyclus nassatus, 906 nucleotides. Lineage: Eukaryota; Metazoa; Nematoda; Chromadorea; Rhabditida; Strongylidae. The record is from the annotation of a GenBank genome assembly.